Molecule: messenger RNA, 2049 nt
Organism: Ziziphus jujuba (common jujube)
Lineage: Eukaryota; Viridiplantae; Streptophyta; Magnoliopsida; Rosales; Rhamnaceae
Product: protein ECERIFERUM 16
Exons: 6
Coding region: 383-1636 (417 amino acids)
Source: RefSeq, a predicted model, not a curated record
GGAUUACGUAGAGGUUGGACUACCUGAUUUUUAUUUUUCCACUACGAACAUUCAAGCCAACCUUCGCCGGGCAGACCAAGCUUCAUGUUUCACGGCCACACCCUCUUCACCUGCGACAUUCAGCUGAUUCUCUGUUUCUCUUACACUUCUCGCUCUCGCUCUGCCUCUUUCUCUCCGAUUCAAAAGCUCUUUAACGUCUCUGAUUCACUCUGCAGCCGUGAGGUUUUGGAAUCGAAGGCCAUUGGAAAUUUUUCAAAGAUAGAUUACAGAACAGAUGUCAGUGCCUACACAGUCCUUGUGAAGGGUUGCAGACAAGAAAAAUCCAGAAGUAACUGUGCUUGAUUGGAAUGUGAAGUGGAGGAGUGUGGCUUUUUGUCUGAUUAUGAUGGAUGAGAAGGCUUUUGCAAAAUCAAAGAGAGCCCAUCUUCAGCAACAUAGUAAAAAGCAUCAUCUCAAUCAAAAAUCCAAAGCCCCAUCAGGUGCUGCUAAUGAAAAUGGAAAGAAACCUUUGGGUUUUGGCAAACAAGUUAAAGAGAAACAACCUCUUCAAUCUCAGUCUCAUAUUUCAGCACUGCCUUCAAAUUGGGAUCGCUAUGGAGAUGAAAACGAUUCUGCUUCAGAAGAUCCUUCGGCAAGUAGUGUGAAUCAACCCCACUACGAUAUUGUUCUGCCAAAGAGUAAAGGCGGAGAUUAUCGUCACUUGAUUAUUGAGGCACAGUCUCAUGCCCAGUCAGAUCUUUGUUUGGAUACCUAUCCUUCUCUAGGGGAUCUUUUGCCUGAGGAUUUCAACCAGGCAGUUGGCUCUCUGCUUUCGGUGAAGGCAGAGGGUAUUUUAUCGUGGAUUGGAGAUGAUAAUUUUCUUUUGGAGGAUAAGAAAGCUGCAUAUCAUGAGGCACCAUUCCUCUCCUUGAAUUUGCAUGCUAUUGCAGAUCAACUUGCAGAGAUAGACUUAUCACAGAGACUUUUCAUAGAAGCAGAAUUAUUGCCAACAGAUCUGGCAAAUCGUGAUGAUGAAGCUGUCAGAGUAACAUCUGAAGAACUAAGCUUUGGUAACAUUUCCGAUAAGGUUGAGAUUACAGACCAAACUACCGAGGUUUCAUCAUCUGCCACCAUCAUUGAUCUUCCAGACCACCCCUCGUCAAUCCAGGAGUCUAUUUCAGUGGAUCAUGUUGAUAUUGAUUCGAGGCAAGUUGGCGAGUCUGAUCAUCAAAGUAGAUUUUCAAAUUCCAUUGCACAAUCCGGCGCUAACUCCUUUGUAGACCCAGACAAUCAACUUUCAAGAUUUGAGGCAGCAACCGCAGAGGCAGAACUAGAUAUGCUUCUUAACUCGUUUAGCAAGACUCUUGUUCUUGAUUCCUCAGUCUCUAGAUCUACUGAAACUCUUCCUGCACAAGAAGCAGCUGAAAUGUCUCUGUUUGAAGCUCCAAGAAGAGGUCCAAAUUCAUUGCCAUCCAGUACUGGCAACCUGGAUGAUGCCCUUGAUGAUUUACUCGAGGAGACAUCCAGUUUGAUGAACCAAAGUCGUUUAACUCACCCUGAAGGGGAAGUAGCUGUUCGUUCCAUUGAAUCUUCUUCUAAUUCUGGAAGCAAAUCUAAAGUACUAGAUGAUUUCGACUCUUGGUUGAAUACAAUUUGAAUUUGCAAGCUAUAAAUCAUUAAAGAGUAGAUUGAUCGAUGUUCCAAUGAAGUAGAUAUGUAACUGGUUGAUGCCUAGCAAACAUGCAUUUGUUAGUCACAGAUGAAAUACGCUGAAGCAUCUUUUCCUCUCCAACUGUUGGCAAACUUCUGGCACUACUCCUUUGAGAGAAUGGAGUGUCAAACUGCUCAAACCUUUGUUUAAAGCUGUUCCUCGUUCAUUUCCAAAGGAAAAACUCGGCCUUGCGUUUAGGUUUCCAAAAUUGUUCUCUUUUCUCUGCAGAAAUAAUGUUUUUUUUCCCUCUUUUUUUUUAUUUUUCCUCAUUGAGGAGGGUGUUAAGCGUACUCUCUUUAAAAUACCACGAGUCCUAUGAAAAUUUGUUAAUGGAGAUAUCUGGAAAUGUAGUUUUGAGA